AAAUUUUAAAAAAUAUUUCUGUAUGUUUUCAAGUCAUGGACAUCAAAGCUCUUCUUCUCGGCAUACAAAUAAUCGCUUGAGUUUAUCUGUUACACCGGCCUUUCCAAUUUUUAUUUCGUCUGAUAUUGCAUUUAUUAAAGAAAACACAAUCACUCAAUCAACUCGAACUCGUUCUAAUUCCCUUUUGCUGGCUGAAGAUCUAAGCCCUGAAGUCCAACCCAAAAUAUUUGAUGCAACAUCUGAUAACUUGGUUUGGGAUAAUUUGUCUCUGAUUUCAAAUGAAUCGGCAAUCUCUGCUGGAAGUGGGGUUGAAAAAAGUGUGGAAAGACAACCAAUUGAUGAACAAAAAGUUUGUCUUCAACUUAGCGAUUAUCUAAUUGAAUCUAUGGAAGAACUUCAAUGGAAAGAAAUGACUGCAAAUAUUGAUUUUGAUGAGGAAGUAGAUCCCUGUUUAUAUCUCAAACAAUUUAAUAUUCUGAGGAGUAAUUCUAUUUCAAAUAAAUCAGAAACGGGUUCAAAAUCCUCUUUUGAUUAUAAACUUGAGGAGGGCCGUUCCGUUUUUUAUUUUGAAAAUUCACAAGAAGAAUGUUCACAGAAGCCUGGAACUUCAAGAGAUAUAGAAUUAUCAAUUUUUGAUAACACAAACAAUUUGGGACAACCUUCAACUUCUUAUGUUUCACCAUCACCAAAAUCUUCUAAUUCGACGAGACAACAAAAAUAUGAAGAAAUAGAAGAGGAAAGAGAUUACUCAAAAGACGACCAAAAUCUUUCUCUAUCGCCCAAAAUUAAUGCAAAUAAUUUGAAGGAUUUAAUUGUUGCAUUAACUGAUUCAGUUACUCUCCAAAAUUCCACAAAACUUGCUGAAAUUAUGAGACGGAUUACUGAUGCCCCACCUCCUUCAAAUAUAAAAAUAUUAAAUGGAAGUAGUUUACAUAAAAGUUGGCGGCCACCUAGAAAAAAAUUUAUUUUUGACAUUGUAAAGCCGAAUGAUUUUUUAACUCAAUUGGCAUUACAAAAACAUCGUUGUGCUGGUUGUGGACACAAAUUUGAUAAAUUAAAUACAAGACAGGCACAAUUCUGUCAUUAUUAUUCAAAAUUAUUUUGUCCUUGUUGUCAUCAGGGUUCAAAGGUUUUUUUAUUUCCCUUUUACUUUUCAAGUUAUUUUUUUAUUAUUUUUAGAGUCGUUUACCAGCACGAAUUCUUUCUGAUUGGAAUUUAA
Molecule: messenger RNA, 1219 nt
Organism: Meloidogyne enterolobii
Lineage: Eukaryota; Metazoa; Nematoda; Chromadorea; Rhabditida; Meloidogynidae
Source: the annotation of a GenBank genome assembly